ACAACGAGCGGAGCGCCGGGUGGCUAAAGCACAUCAGCAUGGCGUGCGCGGUGGCCACUCCGGUGCCGGAGCCGAGCGGGGACUUCCCGGCGUGGCUGGAGGCGCAGGGCGUGAACCAGGAGGUGGCCCGGGCCAUGGACUCGGAGCUGGGUAUCCGGGACUACGGGGUCCUGCGCGCCUGCGUCGGGGACGGCCUCGUGCGGGCCGAGCUGCUGGCCGCGGCGCGCGACCGCCUGCCCUUCGGCUUCUACGCCGUGCUGCGGCAGGUGGUGAAGGCCCUGCGGGACGCCGAGCCCCACGACGACGACGAUGCCGCGGCCGCCUCCUCCCCCUGUGGCGACGUGACGCUGGGAGGCCUGGUGGACGUGCUGCUCGCGCUGUUCAGCGGCUUGAGCCGGGAGCUGCUGCUGUCCGUGAGGAGGCUGGGAGUCAUUGACGGCCAAGGGAUCGGCGAUGGUGGUUCGAGUCCACUCGGUGCAGAGAUCGAACAUGAGGACCUGAUGGCUGAUCAAGAAAAGCUCGCCACAGGGGAUGAUCGUGCUGUCAAAUGUACCGACGAGUACCAGAACCCGGAUAAAGAAGCGACAUUGGAUUCAAGGGAGCCUCGCGACGAGGGAGGAGACGACUCUCACGGGCAGCCCAACCUCGGUGCCAUUCACACGUGGCACGGGGUGAAGAUGGAGAUCUGCGACGUCGCAGAAAUCCCGUGGACGGCGCCAGGAGACAACAAUUUGAGCAACCACGGGGCAGCCUGGGAGGAGAUCAUCGUGGGAGAGGCGGCGCCCGUCAACCCGGCAGAACGUGCAGGCAGUUGCGUCGGGAAGGGCCACUCGGAAUUCAUCAUCCAGGACGUGACCUCGCUGCUUGCGACCGGCAAAGCCCGCCCGCGUGCCAAACGGCGGGAUGGCGAUGAUGAGGGCACCGAGGAGAAUGUCGAUGGCCACCAACCCCCUUGGCAGCGGCAGCGGCAGCGGCAGCAGCAGCAGAAGAAAAGAACGACCGAGGGGAUGCCGGACGAAAACACCAUUUCCGAGUACGCCACCCAACCGCUCGCCGAGUCCCAAUACAAGCAGGGUCCCCCCGCCGCCACGGCGAGCGGGCUGCACCUGGGGUUACUCCAGCGCGGCGGCUGUUUCGGGCUACCGGUGGACCGCGGCACCGAUCAGGAGCUGGUGCUCGCGCAGCAGCUGCAGCAGGCGGGCGGCGGCAAGAGCGGCGUCGCGGCGCUGUCGUGCGACAUCUGCGGUCAGGCGUUCGCGCAGCGCCGCAUCCUGGACGUCCACCGCCUGACGCACACGGGCGAGAAGCCGCACCGAUGCGCCGUGUGCGGGCGCGCCUUCUCCCAGAACUGCAGCCUCAAGCGGCACCAGCGGACGCACACGGGCGAGCGGCCGCACCGAUGCGCCUUGUGCGGUCGAGCGUUCGCGCUCCCCGGCGACCUCAAGAACCACCAGCGCAUACACACGGGCGAGAAACCGUACCGCUGCGCGGUGUGCGACCGCUCCUUCUCGUGGUACUCCAGCCUCAAGAUCCACCAGAACACGCACACGCGCGACCGGCCCUCGUGCUGCAAGGUGUGCGGCCUGGUGUUCGAGGAGCACGCAGACUUCAGGCACCACCAGCAGGCUCACGCGCGGAAGGCGGCGGAGGCGGCGGAGGCGGCGGAGGCGGCGGAGGCGGCGGCGGCGACCCUCCUAUGACCUCCCAAGGACCGUGGCCAGGGUUCCUCGCGUUGAAGUCGCCGUGAGAACUCGGGGAGCGGUCUGCUUACAAGUUUGCGCCCAAUGGCACGUUGGGAUUGUCGUCAUAGUCCUUGACGAUCGACUCUGCGGUGAUGUCACGGUCGCCGUUUUUUUUUUUUUAAUUGGGGAAACCGCAAAAUACAAAAAUGCUCAGGGGAUGCCGUGUAACGGUUAGCGAGAUAUCCAGAGGACAUCGGUUACAAUUGGAUCUCCCGGCGCGGCGGUUGAAAUGGGUAGACACGGUGAUGGCUUGGGCAGGCCUCCAACCAGCAGUGGAUUAAUCAUGGCUGAUAACCGCUUUACAUAUCUUACAUUAAAAGUUCUAACAUGCAUGGCCUGCCAAGAUUUGAGAAUAUAUUUUCAUCGAUGCAUCGUCACACACUGCAAUGUUGCGGGGUGGGUCGCAUUCACCGCUCAAACCUCGGAACGCGCAAAAGCGGUUCAGCGUUCAUUUUACUUGGAGGCAGAGCUGCUAUGAUAGCUGGCGCCAAACUGUGCCACACGCCGUCCCAUGGCACGGCCUGUUACUGUAGAUUCCAUGCGGAAUCGAUUUCGUUCCGACGACGUAAACGGAACAUGAUCGGAAGAACUGGUGACGUACGUGCACGUCAUGGGAACGGGACAAGAUUAAGAAUCGAUUUGAAUUGAUGCAUAGUCACCUGUGUCGGGUGGGAAAUAAAAAACAAUGUUUAACUCGAGUUGUCUCGAGGCAUGUUGCGGACAAGGACGACAAAACGGCACCGAAUAAAAAAGAUUUUAGCGCUGCAUCCAACGAUUUAUUUCAGGCCCCCAUUACAAAGUCGUACAAUACAGGAAUCCCUCGCCCAACCGCCUUUUCACGUACGCACGGUGUAUUGUUUCGUAAAACCAAUCGCGGCACGGAAAUCUGCGUGAGCAGUGUUAAGGAAGUCACAUGACGCAGAUAUUAAGUCAUUGGUACAAAUUUCACCAGGUUGGUGGUGGUGGUUUUUCCGCGCCAACAGCGCCACCCCUGGGCUGCGUAGCCGAUCGCCUGCCUGCCCGCCCGUCUUGUUGUACUGUAAUUGUCACACCUCAACCACAGUCGCAUUAACUUUGCCUUUAAUCGUGGCAGCCCGAAGCGUGCAGCGAGCGGUGAAGGCGAGACCAUUGCGUCUGUGGCCCCGCAGGAAGAGGGGGCAUGGUGAGUCGAGCCCCUCCUAAGCACCCCUUCCCCCCCCAUCAUCAUCUCAUUGUCCUCGUUAACAUUAAAGGUAUGUAAAGUUGAUGUGAUGUUUAUAUUUUAUUAUUACGUUAUUGUGUAAUGUACUGGGUUUUUUUUUUAUUCGGGGUUUAGUUAAUUCUAAAUUUAAAGGCUUUCGUGACUGCAAGGAUCCAUACUCUUUGGUUCUGUUCGGUAAAGUCGCGUAAAAAAACAACAAUCAAAAGUGGCCUUCAUCACCUGAUGAAGGCCACUUGUGUUGUGGCCGAAACGUCGUGAAUUUUUAUUUUUUGUUGACGAGUCUGACCGUCGCCGUGGUUCCCCUAACCCGCUAUUGCCCAUAGAAGGCCGCCCCCUGGACUUUUAUCAACCGCGGAUUUGCCUACCGCGGCAUUUUCCAGGAACCUAACCCUGGCGGUUGGCGAGGGAUUGCUUGUAUGCGACGUUAAAACUCGACUGUCUUAACCAUUCGUCCCUUUUCUCUCCAACUUCCCUCCGGCAAUCCAAUAAAUGACUUAAUCGCAAAAUUAGGGGUCGCGGUUUCUAUACAUAAAAAUGUAUUCUCUUUUAACCUUCCGAGGUGAAAGUAGUUGGACACCUGUGGCUACAGGAGUUACGUAACCGCAGUACAUUUCAAUAAAAAUAUAUAGAAACGAACAGCCCUUUUGUUAAUCCUUUGCUGGAUGAAUGCUUCCAUAUCCCGUGUAAGGUCAUUGGGGCUUUUGUUUAGCCAUACAUCUCCGUGCAGGUUGGUAAAGGUUAGGUGGAUGGGGGGAGGGCCAAGACCGGUUGAGCUAUCACCGUUGAUGUUAGCUGUGGCUGGGGAAUCGAACUAGGGUCACCGGGGUUCAUCGCGCAGUGCGCAAACCUCUGCACCACCGCUCUAUCCCACAGGACACCCCGACUAAGACAUGUACUAUUACUGAUAAGAUCGCCACAAAGUCGGAUACACGUGUGUGUGUGUGUGAGUUAUCGGUUGCUGCAAGC
Molecule: messenger RNA, 3909 nt
Organism: Petromyzon marinus (sea lamprey)
Lineage: Eukaryota; Metazoa; Chordata; Hyperoartia; Petromyzontiformes; Petromyzontidae
Source: RefSeq, a predicted model, not a curated record